AUGGCAUCAUCUCCAGGGAUGUCUUUCCCUCCCGGUCGAGAUUCAAAUCAAUCACCGCCCUACUUUAUAAGCCCACCAUCGCCUUUUCCCCUGAUCGCAAACGAUUCCAUCUUCACAUUUCCCAUAUUAUUGACCAAUUUGAUCUUCACAAAUAACAUACCAUCACUCGUAUCACUAUCCUCACUUUGUGCUUCAUUUUACCAAAUACAAGACCCUAAUUCGACUUAUUUCAAUAUGUCUGUUCCUUCGUCAAACGUGCCGGCUGCAACUGAUGUGAUUGGUCACAUCAACCCACUCUUUGACUUGCCUGAGACUCGGGUGGGAGACAAUCAGCCAGCCACUUGUGCCAGGCAAGACCCUUUAUUGAGGGUCGGAACUCCAGCUCGAGAUGCUUUUGAUAAGAACAAUCAGAUGACCGUCGAGGUCCGUUUCAAAAUCUACACGGACAAGGAGGUCGAAAUCAACGCUCCGACUACAAGCACACCAAAAGUUGGCGCUGGUAAGAAAACUGCGAAGGCUGACAAACUCAAUUUGAUUGAUUCGAAAGCAAUCAAUACCGGCUAUUUAGAAAUCAAGAGUUGUCUGUUUGGCAAGAGUUUAAAAGAUUUCAAGGCGCUCGUGGCUGGAGCGUGUGAAGAGUUUGAGGGUGGCAUGAAGAACAUCAUCCUCAUUAGUGAUUUUGCGCCAGACCUGAAGUGGAAGACCACUGUGGGACGCUUCAAAUUUGUCCUUGAUAGUGCUAUUCAAUGGCAAAACUUUGUCGAUGCUUUAGACAAAUUGGUCAAGAAAAAAGGAUUACUUUUGAUUGAAAACGAUAACGUGCAAGUGAAAGCUAAAGUGGUCAAUAAGGAAUCAGCGACUAAGAAACUUAUUGCCGCCGCUAGUCGAGAUGGCGCGGAGGAACAUGAAUCCGAGGAAUCCAAAAACAAGAGAGAGUUAAAAACUCUCGCCAACCAAAUUUUUAGCCAACAUGCAAUUGGAACUUACGCGGGAGGGCCUGGAACUGUGUUGGCGACUCCUUGGGAUCCGAACUGUCGAUAUCGAUUGACCUACCCAGCUGCGUGGAUCUGGGCUAAAGGAGUGGCGGCAAAAAUUGCGACGACCUGGAUACCACCUAACACCGCUGAGUUCCGCUACGAAAUCAAAAAAAGCGAGUGGAUCCACCCCGACAUGGGGGUGGAAGAUCGUGUUCAAUUGCGAUUACAGGGCCAUCCGCGUCGAUUGGAGGCCAUCAACGCGCCCUCCAACUCAGUCCACCCACCCCAAACUAGUGGUUCGAGUUCGAUCAAACGCACGUUGACCCAAAAACACAGCUUGUCCAAUUCAAGCGUGGGGGGUGAUGUGAAGCCAGACUUAUCCAAAUUGGGUGAAAAACGUGAUGUGUCCUCAUCAAACGAAGUCAUUGAUGUUAAGCCUGAUUUGAAGAAGAUCAAGUUGGAAGACCAAGAGAUCACCAACUCGUUUAAUAAUCCGAUUUAUGUUUCCAGCGACUCUGAAAGUCGCUGGGAAAGUGACUUUUCGAGUGGCGCUGACGAGAUUGAUGUCGAAAAUCCCAGCUCCGCUCGCUCCGUUCAAAUGGAGUUGUUCCUCGCGGACUGUAACAUCGACUUCCAAGAUGAGCAAACUCGAAAGCUCAUUAGAGAGGCAGGAAUCUUGUUGUGGACCGACUUGAUUCCUAGUCUCCAACUCACCGAGGCCACCCUAACCUCCAAGGGAAGCGACCGUCAGAUUGCCCACCGCCUGAUGACGGCAGCUCAAGCACGUUUUGAAAAUGGACAUGACUAA
Messenger RNA from Melampsora larici-populina 98AG31, 1785 nucleotides. RefSeq lists its product as uncharacterized. The record is from RefSeq and is a predicted model, not a curated record. The transcript has 8 exons. The coding region runs from base 1 to 1785 and encodes 594 amino acids. NCBI's taxonomy places the organism in Eukaryota, Fungi, Basidiomycota, Pucciniomycetes, Pucciniales, Melampsoraceae.